Messenger RNA from Triticum dicoccoides, 1598 nucleotides. RefSeq lists its product as uncharacterized. The transcript has 4 exons. The record is from RefSeq and is a predicted model, not a curated record. The coding region runs from base 112 to 1440 and encodes 442 amino acids. Lineage: Eukaryota; Viridiplantae; Streptophyta; Magnoliopsida; Poales; Poaceae.
CCUACCUUCCAUCCUUGUGCUGUCCUUGACAGCACCCUCACAAAACUCCCACCACACAAAGUAACUAGCCAAGCCGGCCGGCACUUGGGACCUUCCCAACCGUCGGAGGAGAUGCAGGCCGCUGUUAGCGCGGCCAGCUGGCUCAUCGGCAAGGUGCUGAAUAAGCUCUCCGAUGAAUUGGUGGGCGCGUAUCUGCAACCCUGGCUUGCAGAGGUCCGAGCUCCAAGCUCCAAGCAGAUCCAGUCCAAGUUGAAGUACAUGCAAGGGUUGCUGCACUUUGCCCAGGAGAGGGAUGUAAGCAGCAACCCUGGCUUGCAGAGCUUGUUGGGGGACUUGAGGAAGAAGGCUGAUGAGAUUGAGGACACGCUCGAUGAGCUCCACUACUUCAUGAGACAAGACCAGUUGGAUGGCACCCGGGAGGUUGCCCCGGAGCUGGGUGAUCGCCUCCGCGGUCAUGCCCUCCAUGGCGUCCAGGCUGCUAACCACACCAUUGGGGGGAUCAAGGUGCAUAAGGUCUGCAAUGUCUGCAAAAAUCCCUGUAGGGACAGUUUAUCCCAUGCACUGGAAUUCGGGCUCUUCUUGAGGGAGGGAUUCAAAAAUUCUGUGUGUAUCCCAUGCAACAUAAGGGUCGAAUUCAAUAAUUUAAUCGGUGACAGUUUCAACUUUUCGGAUGGUCAAGGAUUAUCGUACACAAUUGACGUUUGUAAACAAAAUGAUAAAACCAUCAUAGGAGGCUAUGGAUGGAACAAGUACAUUUCAAAUAAUAAGCUCACCGGGACAGAGUACAUAGGCUUUUACUUGAAUAAAGCGGUCAACAAGUUAAGGAUUAAGUAUUUCUCCGACCAAGAUGAUGAGCUUGACGAAGAUGAUUAUGAGGAUUGCCAGGAUGAUGAGGAUGAUGACGAUGUUGAGGAUAAUAAUGAUGAUGAGAGACAGGAUGAUGAUUAUGCUGCUAGCCAGGAUGACGAUAGUCAAGAGCGUGAGGAUGAGGAAGAUGAUGAGGGUAGCGGAGAUGACGACGACGAUGAUCCAUACAGUUCGGCAAUUUUCUCUCAAAGAAUGAAAGAGCUUACUGAGGAUGAGAAGAUCAAUCUCAUCGCGAUCCUACCAUCAAGUGUGCACUACUUGGGGAGGCCAUUUGUGCACCGUUUUACUAAGACCAACAUCGUGAAACACACCAUGAAAUUACCUAUGAAGAUGAUUUCUGGCGAGAAUAUCCCUGCUACCGGCAUGGCUGGAGUACACCUUGGAGCAGCAGGUCCUGGCACCAGCAUUCAAUACAAGACGGACAUAGACGGCCGCAUAUCGUUCUAUGAGGGCGGUUGGCGGGAAUUCCUGAAGGGAAAGAGACAACUAGGGGUUGACAUAGCAGUGGUCAUCACGAUAAGGAACAAGAGGAACAACAACUUCCAGAUGAUGGUCACUAUAGACCUUAUUUAGAAAUAAGGUCCAAGUUAAAUAUCCUCAAGACGAUGAACUCUUAGUACUUAGUUAACAUGCCGAUGAUACUUUGAUGUUGGUUUGUUAACUAGAACAUAUUUGAUGUGUUAGUAGUUCUUAUGAAGAGUACUAAUUACGUAGUGAACUUGCAUGCCUAA